AUCCAGUCGUUUCGUGUGACAGGGAAUUUCUUAUUCGAAAGAAACAUCAUUAUUUAACACGUGUGCCAUUGUUCUCAAAACUUCCGAUAAAAAUGUCAGACAACGAAACUCUUAAACCAUCCGCCGAUCAAGAUUCCCUUCUAACCGAAACGUCCAGUUCUAACCAAGAGGACACCGUAAAAGAUAUGCCUAAAACCGAUACCUGUAAUGUAAUUGCCUCGAACGAAAAUCAAAAUGUAUCCGUACAAGAUGUCGAGUUGGAGGUUUCACGUUGCACAGAAGACGAAACCGUAGAGGUGCCCACGAAGGAAAUAACCGUGCCUGUCGUUGAAAAUGUACAAAUUGUUGGCGAAACCACGAGCGAGUCUGUACAAACAAAGAUGGAAAAUCAUUUGUCCUUUGAAAUCAUAGAAAACGAGCAUUCUCAAAAAGUUCCGGAAAUUCGGCAACAAAUUUCCAUCGGUGCUGGAGAUAUCUGUAUCGUGAAGCAAGAUGAAAGUGUGGAUGUUUCAAAAUUUGAAAAAGCUACCGAUGAAAUUGCACCACGAAGUGACAAGUCACCUGCGGAAAAUGACAAGAAUACGACUGAAAGUGAACCCACGAUAUCGAUACUCAAGAAGGAAGUUCAGAAAGCGUUGGAGGAACGUGACGCUUAUCAGAAGAAAUUCGAAAUGACAGAGAAAAAGUUGGCCGCGUUGCAAUCUUCGUACGAUGCUUUAAUGAAAGGCGAUGGCGAUGAUGCGAUGCUCCGUCGUAUGGUGGACCAAUUAAAGGGCAAAUUAAUCCAGACCUCGUUGCAAUUAGAAGAUCGAAUUCGUAUUGCUUCGAAUCAGGAGAAGCAAAUUAGCGCGUUGAACAAUCAGGUGGCCUCGUUGAAAGAAGUCGAGUCCCUUACAAGAAGUCUCUUGCAAAUUCGAAAUAUGGAAGUGAAACAUUUGCAGGUGGAGGUGGACGAUAUGGAAGUUCGAAUCACCGAGGAACGUGAACGGUACAACACGAUGAUCAAUAAAAUGGACUCUGCGGUGAAAUUGAACGCAGACUUGAAGAAAGAAUACGAGACGCAAUUAUGCCUUUUCCGUGAUCUACGAGAAAAAUACGAGGAGAAGGUUUCAUUAUUGUCGGAGGAGAAACGUGCUCUAGAAGCUAAUGCACAGUCUGUCCCUAAAUAA
Molecule: messenger RNA, 1169 nt
Organism: Habropoda laboriosa
Lineage: Eukaryota; Metazoa; Arthropoda; Insecta; Hymenoptera; Apidae
Exons: 5
Coding region: 93-1169 (358 amino acids)
Source: RefSeq, a predicted model, not a curated record